Acaulospora colombiana is the source of this 750-nucleotide messenger RNA. The record is from the annotation of a GenBank genome assembly. Lineage: Eukaryota; Fungi; Glomeromycota; Glomeromycetes; Diversisporales; Acaulosporaceae.
CGCGUCGUGAUUCUAAGGGCAGAGCUGACCUAGAAGAGAAACGUCAUACUAAGGAGGCUUACGUCCCAAGAGUUCACAGGCGCACUCAUUCGAACUCCUUAUCUCCUACUCGGAAAGGUCGUUUACGAGACAGAUCAAUUGAUGAUAAGAAAAAAGAGAGAGUCCGAGCUCAUAGAAGUAGGAGCAGAUCCACCUCUGCCGAGCGUGAUCAUUCGAGAAGACGGCACGCGCGUAAAAGACAUAAACGAGCACGUUCUGAAUCUUCUGAUUCUGAUGAUACCGAAUCAUCUGAUUCAUCUGCAUCGGCAAGCAGACAAAAGAAAAAAAAACAUAAAAAACGGAAGAGCGAAAAAAGUGAAAAAAAGAAGAAAGACAAAAAGAAAAAGAGGAAAGAACACAAGACAAAAACGUUGAAGAAUCAAUGGGGAAAAUAUGGUGUAAUCGGUGAAAAAGAUAUGCAUUUAAAAGAAGAGGAGUUCAAUUUAUGGUUGCUCGAAGAAAAACAUCUUAAUGUUGAAGAGAUAAGCCCCUUCAUGAUGAAAGAAUACUUUAAACACUUUGUAGAAGGCGCUUUAGUAGAUUUAAAGAAAGAUGAAGAGGAACUUCGGAGACAACACCGUCAACAGGUCCGCGUACCUCCCCCAUCUGAUUCAUUGUUGACUAAGGAUCAAGUGAUAGAGAUCAAACGCGUAUACGAUGAACGAGUUCAAGCCGAAAAAUUAAGGAAAAUGGGUUUCACACCUAAAGAAA